AUGUUUGCUGCUCUCUCUUGCAGUAGCAAACAAUGGACAAGGCUGUGUGAGUCGAAGGGUGCCCUCGUGGAUGCGAGUACCGGAUGCCGAGUUGCCGUGGCUCGGUUGCCCACCGGUCGCUUAAUGAAGAUCCAUUCUUUUCCGGGUCGCUGGCAACGGUUGCCAGGAGCAAAAGUACCACCAAGUGACUUAUGA
Colletotrichum orchidophilum is the source of this 195-nucleotide messenger RNA. RefSeq lists its product as uncharacterized. The transcript has a single exon. Bases 1 to 195 code for a protein of 64 amino acids. Lineage: Eukaryota; Fungi; Ascomycota; Sordariomycetes; Glomerellales; Glomerellaceae. The record is from RefSeq and is a predicted model, not a curated record.